This is a messenger RNA of Rosa chinensis, 2607 nucleotides long. RefSeq names its product NAC domain containing protein 50. Bases 188 to 2041 code for a protein of 617 amino acids. Gene Ontology annotation, biological process: regulation of DNA-templated transcription. The record is from RefSeq and is a predicted model, not a curated record. The transcript has 6 exons. Gene Ontology annotation, molecular function: DNA binding. Lineage: Eukaryota; Viridiplantae; Streptophyta; Magnoliopsida; Rosales; Rosaceae.
AGUGGUAGGAUCCCACUCAUGAUGCAAUCCAUAUAUUCCAUUCAACUGAACCUGCUUGGAAACUCAGCGCUUCCAAAACCACUUGGAUAAAUAAAAUAACAACCUCACUCUUUCCUCUUCACUUCAAAAUCAGCUAUACUUUAAAACUGAGAACAGAAAAACAACACUGAGAAAAGUGAAAGCGAUCAUGAGCUGCGAAAUUUUCUCAAUUCCACCGGAAUACCGAUUCCGUCCCACCAAAAAGGAGCUGCUGUGUGACCACUUGGAGAAGAAGAAUCAGUGCAAGGACUCCCAAAGCAUGUCCAUCAUCCCUGUAAUCGAUCUGUGCAAGCACGAGCCUCGUGAGCUACCAGGUGAUCCAUCUCCGGAACCAGAACACCAUCAAUUUCAAUUAUUAUUAGUGAUCCAGUCAUGUGUAUUGUGUUGCGUUUUUGCAGGACUGGCGUUCACAGGGCAGGAAAAUCUGGGGAGGAAACUUUUCUUCUUUUUCUUCUUUUGGUUUACAAGGGCAGAGUCUUGGGAUAGUCAGGGCAAGUGGUACUUCUUCGCUCCGCGUGAUUACAAGUACCCUAACAGCAGUACUCGCUCCAACAGGACUACAGGGGAAGGGUCCUGGAAGGUCACAGGCAAGGACAAAGACAUCAAGGCCCCGGGCUCCGAAGCUGUCAUUGGGAGAAAGAGGAUCUUGACCUUCCAAAAACGUGGAGUGCCGAAAUCCCACAAGAGCGGCUGGGUUAUUCAUGAGUAUUAUCACAUUCAGCCCCAUUCUGACCCUUCUAAGCAGAUAGGGGACUUUGUUGUCUGUUGCUUGAAGUAUAAGUCAGACAACUCUGAUCAUGAUGAGGAUGCACCAUUCUGCAAUCGAGGUAGCGGUAGCGGUAGCUGCAGUAUGGUUUCCGAUGUUGCAAAUCAGCUUGUUGAAGAAAAUUUGGCGUCCAAUGAGCAGUUUAAUGGCACUAAUAAUGAAGCUGAAACUGGUGGCGGUACGAUUACUGAAGCAGAAGAAUACCUGGCAUAUAAGAAGCUGAGAGAUGAGCUUCGGAUUCCCAUCGGAAAUCAGAAUGAAUUCCAAGGCUCGCAGACUGAUCCUUGUAAUCUUUGGACCUCUGUUGAAGGUCAAGCUGAUAGAAGCAAUUCGUCUCAUCAUAUGACUGAAGAGCGACUGGAUGAUCCAGAAAAUAUGGAUUCAUUCUUUCGUACACCUGCGCCCCCUCAACUGCAUCAGCUACAUCAAUCACCGAUGAAUACCACCAAUGUCCAUAAUGAUGAAUGCUGUAAGAGGAAAUAUCCAUUUGAAGAUAAUGACUCUUCUCUUACGAAGAAGAACAAUAUUUCAAGCAAUGAUGGUGAUGAACUAGUCAGCAACACCACAUCUAAUUUUGAAAACCAAGCUGCAGAUGUGAUCCUAGAGGGUGACACUGUUAUCUGUCGCUUGAAGAAUAAAUCAGAUAAGAAGGAUUCUCUCGUAAGUGAUGAAGGGGAACCGGAUAGCACGGGUGUGUCUAAUUGGAAAAUUCAGGCGGCUCAGGCACUCAAAAAUGAUGAACCACUUUUUCAUCAACCUCAGCCUCUGGAUGACUGCUGCUCCUCAGCAGUGUGGACAUCCUUAGAGCUGGAAGCUGUUCUGCAAGCCAUUGGCACUAAUGAUGAUUGUAAUAAGUUGCAAUCACCAUGUGGAGAUAAUACUUCUUGUCUAGAAGACAAGAAUGAAGUUUCAACCUGUGAUGAAGAUGAGAAUAUGGAUGGUGUGUUUCCACAGCUAUGUGACCCACCAGAAGUAAAUCAAGAUUCACUUUUGCGUCCACUUCAGCCACAAGAUUAUUGCCCCUCCAUACCGCAGUCACCAAUAUACACAAAACUGGGAAAUGUUUCAGACGCCAAUCUCUGUUUUAGUGAAUGCAAUGAUUGGCAAUCUGCAUUUAAGAAAAAAAAUUCAACCGAUGAAGUUGACAUACCAGUUAGACAUAUCAUGUCUAAUUUUCAACAUCAAGCUAUAGAUUCUAGGAUUCUGGAGGUGCAUCGCCAAACCAAAGAAAAUUAAUAUGGAGUCAGCGUUUUAUCCAUUUCAGCCACAAAAUUCAGCUCUGCAGUCAAUGAUGUACACAAUACAUGGAGAUGCUCUGCAUAAUAUUGAAUGCAAUGAGUUGCAAUCUUACUCUUCUGAUCAAACCUACCGAAGUCAUUGGGAAGGGUCUACCAUAGAGAUAGUGGAGUAAGCAGCUAUGAUACAAACACUGAAGUAGCCCAUGGAUGGGAACAACAUACAUUUGCAUUAGUUAUUGGAAACCCUCCAAUGUAGCUAAUGAACUACAAGAGGUCUGAUAUUAUCGUCCAUGGGUACGGCAAUCUUCCAAGUAACAUGAACUUUUUUAGCGUAUUGAUGGUUUGCUCUCCCUACUCAAAUUGUUCCGUAAGUGGUCACGGACCUCAUGAAGAGAAAUGUCACUAAAUUAAUAGCUAGUUGGGUUAUGAUUGUAGUAGUAGUUAUAGUUACUGAAAUGUAAUAAUUGGUUUGGUUGAUAGAGUAGUAGUUACAAAUGUGUGUGAUUGUUGUUGUUUGGAACCUUGUAAGUAAUUUAUCAAGCUUAAUGGAAUCUUGUGUAUCAU